Malassezia japonica is the source of this 4515-nucleotide messenger RNA. RefSeq names its product ABC-type xenobiotic transporter. Gene Ontology annotation, cellular component: plasma membrane. The transcript has 2 exons. Gene Ontology annotation, molecular function: ABC-type transporter activity; ATP binding; ATP hydrolysis activity. Lineage: Eukaryota; Fungi; Basidiomycota; Malasseziomycetes; Malasseziales; Malasseziaceae. The record is from RefSeq and is a predicted model, not a curated record. The coding region runs from base 1 to 4515 and encodes 1504 amino acids. Gene Ontology annotation, biological process: transmembrane transport.
AUGUCGCCUCACCUUACGACCAGCGUCCAGAGCCAGGUCUACGAUCCCUACCUGGACGGCUCGCCUAUGUUUGACGAAGGGCGCUUCAUCUCGCACAACUCUGGUGCGCCUGCUUUUGCCGAGACGUACUGGGACGAAAAUGAGCGGGAUCUUUAUCCCCAACCGGCGAUGAGCACUGUGGGCGUCUCGGAAUAUGGCGAAAUGAGCCCGACGGUCAGCAUGCAAAACAUGUCGCCGAGCAUGCCUACAUCGCCGCACCUUGCGCAUCCGCUUCAGCCGACGCAGUACGGCCAUUCGCGACGAUUUGGAUCGAAUGGGCUCACGAUGACGGCGCCGAGCAAGCAGGGCGACAUGGGCGUCGUGCACCUCCUCGCCUCGCCGGGCAUGGAAGGAAAGGAAAUGAAACGGAACACGGCAGACAUGGGUCUGCCGCGUGAAAACUCCUUUGGCUCGCAAUAUUUGCCGCACAGUACAGAUAUGCCGCUUGAAAAGGUCGGCGACGAAGCAGCGGGCGAUGCGGCGGGCGCGGUCGCAGGCGCGGUCGCUGCUACGGGCGCGGUCCCGGGCGCAGAAGGCGUCGCUCCAACCAAGGCAAAGAAAAGCAAGGGCAAGAAGGGAAAAGCGCCGGCCGACCCCAACAAGCCCAAGCCUGUGACUGCCGGCGCACUGUUCCGGUACGCGACACCGAACGAAAAACUGCUCAAUCUGUUGGGCAUUGUAUGUGCCGCGGCGUCGGGCGCUGCACAGCCCAUCAUGACGAUUCUCUUUGGUAACCUGGCGACGGCUUUCCUGGGUAUGAAUGAAAAUACGACCGUGGAGGACUUUAUGAACCGCAUCCACCAAACCGAGCGCAACAUCAAUAUGGAUGCGCUGUACCUUGUGAUCAUUGGUAUUUGCUCCUGGAUCGUCAUUUACGUGUACAUGGCUAUCUGGGUGUACACGGGUGAAGUGAUCACGAUGCGCAUUCGUGAAAACUACCUGCGUGCGAUUCUCCGCCAGGACAUUGCGUACUUUGACAACCUGGGUGCGGGUGAGAUCACGACCCGCAUCCAGAGCGACAUCCAGCUGAUCCAGGACGGUAUUAGCGACAAGAUUCCGCUGAUGAUUGCACUAAUUUCCACCUUUAUCACUGGUUUCCUCGUCGCAUACAUCCGCAACUGGCGCCUGGCGUUGGUCAUGACAGCGAUUCUCCCUUGCAUUGUCUUGACGGCGAUUGUGAUGAACAUUUUUGUCGCCAAGUACCAGCAGAUUGAGCUGGACUUUGUCGGUAAGGCUGCAUCGCUCGCCGAAGAAACGCUCUCGACCGUGCGCACGGCCAAGGCCUUUGCGAUGAACGAGCACCUGGCGGCCGUGUACGAUGGCCGCAACAGUCUCGCGACAGCCGCAAGCCGCCGUCGUGCAAUUGCUACCGGUAUCGGUGUCGGCGGCUUUUUCUUCUGUGUGUACUCUGCCUACGCGCUGGCUUUCUUCUUUGGCUCAAAGCUCGUGGCGAGCGGCAACAUCGAGAGCGGUACGGUAAUGAACGUCAUCUUUUCCGUACUGAUUGGUGCAUUUGGUAUGGCGAUGCUCGCGCCGAAUCUCCAGGCUUUGAGCUUUGCGCAGGCAGCAGGCGGUAAGGUGUAUGAGACGAUCGACCGCAAAUCCAAGAUCGACUCGUCGAGCAAGGAAGGUCUCCGUCCGCCACAGUGCUACGGCAAUAUUACCGUGCGUAACGUCAACUUCACCUACCCCUCGCGCCCUGACGUGCCGAUCCUGAAGGACUUUUCGCUGGAUAUUCCAGCGGGACGGGUUACGGCCUUGGUCGGCCCAUCGGGAUCCGGCAAAAGUACCAUCAUUUCGCUCGUCGAACGCUUCUAUGACCCGAACGAAGGCGCGGUUUUUCUCGACGACGUCCCGAUCCCCGAUCUCAACAUUCAGUGGCUACGUACGCAAAUCGGUCUGGUGUCGCAAGAGCCGACGCUCUUUUCCACAACCGUGUGGGAAAACAUUGCCUACGGCCUGAUUCACACGCCUUUCGAGCAUCUUCCGGAAGAGCAGAAAGACAAGCUAAUUGUCGAGGCUGCUCGUCAGGCCAACGCCCACGACUUUAUCACGCAGCUGCCGCAAGGCUACCACACGCAGGUCGGUGAGCGUGCCGCUUUGCUGAGUGGUGGUCAGAAGCAGCGUGUCUCGAUUGCACGUGCGAUUGUCAAGAAUCCUCGGAUUCUCUUGCUGGACGAGGCGACAAGUGCGUUGGACACUGCCUCGGAAGGUAUUGUGCAGGAAGCGCUUGAUCGUGCGUCGCGCGGCCGCACGACCAUCACGAUCGCCCACCGUCUCAGCACGAUCAAGAAUGCAGACAACAUUGUCGUGAUGAAGCAGGGUGUCAUUGUCGAACAGGGUCAGCACAACGAGCUGCUGCAGGUGCCUGGCGGCGUGUACGCCAACCUCGUUGCUGCGCAGCAGAUCAAUCGCGACAACACGCGCGCGGCGCUGACAGAGUACGGCGACACCUUCUCGCCACCGCCCCAGUUCUAUGAGUUUGGCGCAAAGGAGGACAGCAGUUCGAAUCCGAUGGCCUCGCGCGUGAGUGUCCUGACGAACAACGACGAUUCGGCAGCCUCCCAGGUGCUGCGCAUGUCGGGUCUGCGGCACGGCAAGUUUGACAAGGAUGAAAAGGAGAAGCCGCUGGGUAUGCUAUACCUGAUGAUGCGCCUCGCCCGUACUGGCAAAGACCUGCUUCUACCCUACUUUGUCCCCGGCAUGCUGUGUGCGAUUCUCACGGGUGCGACCUACCCCAGCUUUGCGAUUCUCUUUGGACUUGCUUUGACCAACUACGGCAAGUGUCAGGUCGCGUCUACACAGCCCGGCACGCCGUGUCCCGAGCCGGCACGCAGCGACAUGCGUUCUACCGCAAACAAUCAAGCGCUGUACUUUUUCGUGAUUGCCCUGAUUUCGACGGUCGCCACCGUCUUCCAGAUGGCGCUCGUGCAGCAGGGUUCCGCGAUCUUGAUGCAGCGUCUGCGCAGCCGCAUGUUCCGUGCGUAUAUGCGUGCCGAUGUCUCCUACUUUGACGAAGAGGGCCACAGCAGCGGUACGCUGACGAGUUCGCUUGCAGAAAACACGCAAAAGAUCAACAGCUUUAUCGGUGUGUCGCUGGGCACGAUUGUCCAGUCGAUUUCGACGCUAAUUGUCGGUGCGAUUAUUGCGUUGAUCUACGGCUGGAAGCUUUCGCUCGUGGUCAUUGCAUGCAUCCCCUUUACGCUCUCGGCUGGUUUCGUGCGCUUGCGCUUGGUGGUUAUGAAAGACGUCCAAGUGCGCAAAGCACAUUUGGUCUCGUCUCAAAAAGCAUGCGAGUCGGCCAAUGCGAUCCGGACUGUGGCGUCGCUCACGCGUGAGGACGACUGCUUGCGGGAGUACCACGAGUCGCUCGAAGGUGCGUCGCAGGUCGCCAAGAAGGCGGCGCUCUGGGGCAAUAUUUUCUACGCAUUUUCGCAGAGCACCGCAUUCUUUGUGAUUGCGCUCGGUUUCUGGUACGGCUCCAAAUUGAUCUUCCCCCGUGGAAACCCGUCGAACCCCGAGCCGCCGGAGUAUUCUACCGGUCAGUUCUUCACCAUUUUCACGGCGGUCGUCUUUGGCAGUAUCCAGGCGGGUAACGUGUUCAACUUUGUGCCGGAUAUCUCCAACGCACGUACGGCUGCCUCGGCGGUCUUUACGCUGUUGGACAACAAGCCCAAGAUCGACUCGGAAUCGGACGAUGGUAUUGUGCUCGACCACUGCCAGGGCCACUUGCGCUUUGAGGAUGUGCGAUUCCGCUAUCCCUCACGGCCCGGCGUCAAAGUCCUGCGUGGUGUCGACAUCGACGCCCCUCCCGGUACCCACUGUGCGCUGGUCGGCGGCAGUGGUUGCGGCAAAUCGACUACGAUCCAGCUGAUUGAGCGUUUCUACGACGUGGAGAGUGGCCGUAUCACGCUCGAUGGUUACGACAUCCGUACAAUCAACCUGCGCUCCUUGCGCGAGCACAUUGCGCUCGUCUCGCAGGAGCCGACUCUCUACGACGGCACCAUUGCCUUCAACUUGCGCCUUGGCGCUCUGGUGCCUCCGGAAGAGGUCUCUGACGAACAAAUCCGCUCGGCCGCUGCACAGGCCAACAUCCUCGAGUUCAUCGAGGGGCUUCCGAGUGGCUUCGAUACCCAGGUCGGCAGCAAGGGCACACAGCUGAGUGGUGGCCAGAAGCAACGCAUUGCUAUCGCUCGUGCCUUGGUGCGCAACCCCAAGAUCCUCCUACUGGACGAAGCGACGUCCGCUCUCGACUCCGACUCGGAGAAGAUUGUGCAGCAUGCUCUGGACAGCGCUGCACGCGGUCGCACGACGAUUUCGAUUGCGCACCGUCUCUCGACGAUUGCGCAAGCAGACCGCAUCUUUGCAUUCCAAGACGGAGUGGUUGCCGAGGCUGGCGACCAUCGGGCCUUGAUGGCAAAGAAGGGGAUCUAUGCCAACUUGGUCAUGCUCCAGGCGCUCGAUCCCUCUGCAUAG